Molecule: messenger RNA, 321 nt
Organism: Chondrus crispus (carragheen)
Lineage: Eukaryota; Rhodophyta; Florideophyceae; Gigartinales; Gigartinaceae
Exons: 1
Coding region: 1-321 (106 amino acids)
Source: RefSeq, a predicted model, not a curated record
AUGCGUUCCGACAGUGCAUCAAACAACAUCGUUGUGGAUACACGGCGAGACUUCUUCGAAACUGGACAGGGCGGUCUCUUGGACAACGCAUAUCGCGGAGAAAUAAGAGGGCUUCCAAAACACCAAGAGGAUCGACCUGGAGCAAGCGGUGACACAAAAGACGGCCGAACGCGGCACAAUGGCGUAAGCGACAUCGCCACCAUCCUUCCGCCACUUCAGAGGUACAACCGCCUGUUUUCCUCGUCGCCUACCUCAAAGCUCUGCAACACCUCCAGUCACAAAGUGGAGCUGUUCUGUAAGACGUGGACCUGCAAAAACUAG